UUUUGCAGGUUGCACAAGGUGCUGCAGCAGCUCAGGGCCAGGAGAGGCUGGCAGAGGGACAAAAAGAGCAUGCAGCAAGGCUUAAAUCCAUCCGAGAAAUAUUGCUACAUCCACCAACAGAGACUGUGCAUGACAUGUUCAUGGCUUUGGUGAACCAACCAGAGCUUCCAGAGAUCACAGUGGGAUUGGAUGACAGGGCUCAGGAGGUUUUGAAAAUGGUGAAGGAGAUGGAGGGCACUGUUCUUGGAGUUGCUGGGAUGGGUGGUGUUGGAAAAACCACCCUUGUGUUGGCUGUGUACUGGCUUGUCAAGAACAGCAGCCAGUUUGAUGCCACCUGUUGGGUCACUGUCAGUCAAACUCCCGACCUGAUCCAGUGUCAGCGACAGAUCUGGACCCAGCUGAUCGGAUCUCCACCGCCAGCAUUCAGGACUGCCGAACAAGGCUUCAGACUGUUGUUGCAUGAGUUGGCUGACAAGAACGUGUUCAUUGUGCUGGAUGACAUCUGGAAUUUUGGGGAUCUGAAACUCUUGCAAGUGGUCAAAACUUCGGGCAAAAUUGUUUUCACUACCAGGAAGUCUGACAUUGCCAGGAGGGCCCAGGCUGGUGUAUAUGAGCACAGAAUCCUGGAUGACCAACAAUCACAGGUGCUUUUCAACUUGAAGGCAUUUGGUGCUCCAACUGUGCCUGAAGACAAGCAGGAAUUCCAGGCAUAUGCACGAGAGAUGGCUGCAGAGUGUGAAGGUCUGCCAUUGGCAUUGACUGUCAUUGGAUCGCUGGCAAGAGGGUAUGCGCUGUUGCAUGAAUGGAAAGUUGGGUGCCACAAGCUCAAGACUGCAAAAGUGCUGGAUGAAGAGCAUGACAAGCAAGUGCUGCGGAUCCUUCGCAGCAGCUUGGAUGACCUUGACAAGGAUGAGCAGGCAUUCUUUCUUUUCCUGGUGGCCCUGCCGGAGGAUUACCAUAUGGGCGUAUCGGAUUUGGUGGAGCAGUGGGUGGCUCUUAGUCAUGAUGAGGCCAGCGAUGGCGAAGAGGAGUGCAUCGAGAUUUGGAGGGCUAAGGCAUACGCUGUGCUUGGGCGCUUGUUGGAUCGGCAUAUGGUGUUGUCAGACAAGUCAGGCUUCCCUCGCUUCCAGAGAGAUGAGAAGGAUGCCUUGAUGGCAGUGGUUGGAUUCCGGGAAAGUGGCCUUUCCACAGUUUCGUGCCACCUGCAUGACACAAUUCGGGAGAUGGGUUUGCAGGCUGCAAAUGAGGAAGAGAGGCACCUGCUGAUUUCGGGCAGCUGCAAGUUGCAGCAACCUGCUAUUGCCAAGGCCAGAGGGUUGUCAAUGUGCCACACUUCCCAAUCUUUUGUGUGGCCUGAAGGAGCAGAGGCCCCACACAUGGAGUGGCUGGUUCUGCGAGAGAUGGGGCUUGCAACAAUCCCUGCUACCAUCUUCCUAUCUGGCAAACUGACCAUCUUAGAUAUGUCAUUCUCCAGACUGGCAUCAGUGCCACCAGAGAUUGGCCAGCUGCAAGAGCUACGGCUGUUGAGGCUUGAUGGCUGUUCCCAGUUGAAGACAUUGGCUAUAGACAUCACUCGCCUCCAACGCCUUUUGGUGUUGUCUGUCAGGCUGUGUGAGUCCCUCAAAGAACUACCCACUGACAUUGGGAAGCUGAAGCAGUUGACCUGCCUUCAUUGCCCAGGAUGUGGGCUCAGCACCCUGCCCCGAUCAAUAGGGGACUUGGAGAACAUGACGCAACUGGAUUUGAGCUUCUGCGCCCAAUUGAAGGAACUUCCCUCGUCCCUUGGAGAUGCUAGUCAGCUGGAACACUUGAGUGUGGCUGGCUGUCCAUUGCUGAAGAGUCUUCCAAGUUCGGUACAUCAACUGAAGGAACUGGUGACCCUCAUUGCAGCAGGCUGUUGUGGCCUCGAGGAACUCCCAUCAUUGUGGCCAGGCAAUUUGCAAUUGUUGGAUCUUCAGGGGUGUCAACGUCUGACAGCUAUUCCUGUUGGCAUCCAGGAUCUCUCCCACUUGAAGGCCCUCCUGCUCCAGGGAUGCACAAGGCUUGAACGGUUUCCCAACUCUGGGUUGCCCAGCUUGCAGAUUGUCGGCCUGCCACUUGUUAGAGAGAAGCAGCUCCAGGAUAUGGUCAACAAGCGUGAACUUGAUGUUGGUGAGGCUCGUCGCAUUCAUCAAAAGCCUCUCAGCAUCAGAGGCGAGAACUUUUACUUGCUCUGUGGCGAGCUUGAUGAGGAGUGGUUGAAAAGUGUGGUGGAGAUGGUGAAGUGGCUUCCACAGGGCACCCACUACAAUUAUAUUGCCAUGAAGAAACUUGGAAGGGGGGUAUUGGACAUGAAGGCAGCUCUGGAAGGCACGAUUGUUGCGGAUGAGUACGGGCAAACACCCCUUCACCAUGCAGCAAGGGAUGGUGAUGUUGAUGCACUGGAAAACAUUCUGGGAGCUGGGGUAUCAGUGGAUGGCAGGGACAAGAGCGGAAAGACGGCAUUGAUGCAUGCCGCCGGAAAAGGCCGCCUGGGCAUUGUGGAGAAGCUUGUUGCUGUUGGGGCAGACGUGCAACAAGUAGACCAGGAGGGAAACACCGCGCUGUUGUGUGCCGCCUUUUACUGUCAUGCUGCCGUUGCCAACAAGCUUCUGGACAGCGGAGCGGACGUCGGGCACCAGAGCAAGAGUGGGAGGAACGCGUUGCUGUGGGCCGCCUAUGGCGGAAGCACUGACAUCGUGGAGAGGCUGUUGUCCCUUGGGAUAGACGUCGACCACACGGACAAGGAGGGAAACACCGCGCUGUUGUGGGCCGCCCAGAGGGAUCAUGCUGCCGUUGCCAACAAGCUUCUGGACAGCGGAGCGGACGUCGGCUGCCAGGACAAGGAGGGCAACACCGCGCUGCUGAUUGCCGCCCAAUAUCGUCUUGGUGUUGUCAUAGAAAAGCUCUUGGCUGCUGGCGCAGACGUCAACCACAAGAACAAGGAAGGGAAGACCGCGCUUCAGCUGGACGCUGAAUCCGUGUUCUAUUGGAACAAAAGUGUUGCUGAGGUGUUGCUGCGUCAUGGAGCGAGUGAAUAG
Molecule: messenger RNA, 3059 nt
Organism: Ostreobium quekettii
Lineage: Eukaryota; Viridiplantae; Chlorophyta; Ulvophyceae; Bryopsidales; Ostreobiaceae
Source: the annotation of a GenBank genome assembly